Phalaenopsis equestris is the source of this 1130-nucleotide messenger RNA. RefSeq names its product eukaryotic translation initiation factor 3 subunit G. The transcript has 2 exons. Bases 109 to 981 code for a protein of 290 amino acids. Lineage: Eukaryota; Viridiplantae; Streptophyta; Magnoliopsida; Asparagales; Orchidaceae. The record is from RefSeq and is a predicted model, not a curated record. Gene Ontology annotation, cellular component: eukaryotic translation initiation factor 3 complex; cytoplasm. Gene Ontology annotation, molecular function: RNA binding; translation initiation factor activity.
ACCGCAUUUUAGGCGCUUUAGGGUUUCAUUUUUCCGUCCUAACUGAAGAGUUCCGUGUCGGCGACUUCCUGGUUUGGUGAUUUGGGUGUAGUGUUUUCUUCGUCGGAGAUGGCGGUGGACAUAGGACGAGCAACUGCAAGGAAGGUCCGGUGGGGAGAACUCGACGAUGACGCUGAAGACAUGGAUUUCUUUCUUCCGCCGAGGAUGGUAAUUGGACCAGAUGAGAACGGCGUGAAGAAGAUGAUUGAGUACAAGUUCAACGAUGAUGGAAACAAGGUUAAGAUCACGACCACGACACGCACGCGCAAGCUUGCGCGCGCUAGGCUUAGCAAGCGUGCUCUGGAGCGCCGGGCAUGGGCAAAGUUCGGCGAUGCUGCUCACGAGGAUGCCAGCAGCCGACUUACUAUGGUUUCUACGGAAGAAAUUAUUAUUGAGAGGCCUCGGGCACCUGGUAGCAAAGUGGAAGAACACAAGUCCUCCGGAGACCCACUCGCGUCCAUGGUGAAAGCUGGGGCUGUCCUCAUGGUCUGCAGGACAUGCGGCAAAAAGGGUGAUCAUUGGACUUCAAAAUGUCCUUACAAGGAUCUGGCCCAGCCAACCGAUACCUACAUCGACAAACCUCCAACAGCAGAAACUUCUACAGGUGCUGCCGGCAAGUCGACCUAUGUUCCUCCAGGCAUGAGAGCAGGUGCUGAUAGGAGCGGCACCGAGAUGAGGCGCAGAAAUGACGAGAAUUCGGUGCGUGUUACGAAUCUUUCUGAGGACACAAGGGAGCCCGACCUUCACGAACUUUUCCGCACCUUCGGUCCGGUGAGCCGUGUUUAUGUUGCUGUGGAUCAGAAAACUUCGGUGAGCAGAGGGUUUGGGUUUGUAAACUUCGUCCACCGAGAGGAUGCGGAGAAGGCCAUUAAUAAGCUGAAUGGGUAUGGUUAUGAUAAUCUCAUUCUCAGAGUUGAGUGGGCUACUCCCAGGCCUAAUUGAGUUGGUUUAUUUGUGGAUUAUUAUGGGUUUGCUUUAUUUGUUGCUGCUGUGUUUUCUGACGUUUGCAUGUAUUUUCCAUAUAUUGUAGAAACCUUUAAUAUAUUUCAUUUUUUUGCCCAACUUAUAAAGCAUGGUUGAAAUUUGGUUGG